AUGGCUGAGCCAACGAAACGGACCUACCCCGUCGACGACGAGAAGCGAGACCUCGCCAGCAGCGAUGUCAUGGAAGACGCGCCUCCCACUGUAGUGGCAGCCGUCGCUGCACACGAGAUCGCACACGAGGUGGAAGAUGGCAAAUACUCGCCUUGGACGAAAUCCAUGUUCAACCUCUAUGGGGUCCUGUUUGUGGCGUACUGCUGCGGUGCCCUCAACGGAUAUGAUGGAUCACUCAUGGGAUCGCUCAACGGAAUGACAUCCUACCAACGAACUUUUGACAUGAAAACCUCGGGCUCUUCGACCGGCAUCGUGUUCAUGAUGUACAACGUCGGAUCGGUUUGUGCCAUUCUCUUCACGGGGCCCGUCAAUGACCUUCUUGGCCGACGUUGGGGCAUGUUUACCGGCGCUUUGCUCAUCAUUGUAACUACUGCAAACCAUAUCCCUCAGUUCCUAGGAGGACGUUUCGUUUUGGGCUUUGGCGUGUCAUUUUGCUGUGUUUCUGCUCCAACUUACGUGAGCGAGCUGGCUCACCCCAAGGUUGCCUACGGCGCUUCUUUCAUCCCGGGAGAUGGCGGCUGGCGUCUUCCUGUCUGGUGUCAACUGGUCACAUCAGGAAUCGUUGUCGCUUUUGUGUUCUUCUUGCCAGAAAGUCCCAGAUGGCUUGUGGCCAACGACCGACACGAAGAGGCAGCAAAGAUUCUGACUCAGCUCCACGGUGAAAAGGACCCCAACCAUCCGAUCGUGCAAUUGCAGAUGAAGGAAAUGAUGGCCCAAAUUUCGAACGAGGCUAGUGAUAAAAAGUGGUGGGAUUACCACGAAUUGUGGAACACCCACUCCGCUCGGAGAAGACUUAUUUGCGUCUUGGGUAUGGCCAUCAUGGGACAGGCUUCCGGAAAUUCUCUUUCCAGCUACUAUCUCGUGACAAUGAUGAACACAGCCGGAAUUACCGACGAAAAGAAGGUCCUAGCCCUAAACGCAGUCAACAGCAUUCUCGGCCUUCUCGGCAGUGUUAUUGGCGCCCGUCUCACCGACCGCGUUGGCCGACGACCCUUGCUCAUCUACAGCAUUCUCUUCUGCUCCGUCACUUUCGCAGUUAUCACCGGUACAUCCAAGAUGGCCGUCGAUGACCCGAGCAACACCAAUGCCGCCAAUACCACCAUCGCCUUCGUCUUCCUGUUUGGUGUCGUAUUCUCUCUGGGUUGGACAGCUCAGCAGAGCAUGUACAUUGCCGAGACUCUGAGCACCUCCACUCGUGCCAAGGGAACUGCGGUCGGCAAUUUUGCCUCCUCGGCUAUUUCGCUGGUGCUUGCUUACAGUUCUGGCCCUGCAUUUGAGAAGAUUGGCUACUACUUUUACCUUGUCUUCGUCUUUUGGGAUAUCUUGGAGGCAAUCUUCAUCUACUUCUUCUUCCCGGAGACUAACCACAGAACGCUGGAAGAGCUUGAGGAGGUGUUUUCUGCGCCCAACCCCGUCAAGAAGAGUUUGGAGCCUCGUUCCGCAUCGACUGUGUUGGAGACUAUGAAGGUUCCCAAUGAGAAAUUUGUAGAGGCCUAA
This is a messenger RNA of Colletotrichum scovillei, 1557 nucleotides long. RefSeq lists its product as uncharacterized. Gene Ontology annotation, molecular function: carbohydrate:proton symporter activity. NCBI's taxonomy places the organism in Eukaryota, Fungi, Ascomycota, Sordariomycetes, Glomerellales, Glomerellaceae. Gene Ontology annotation, cellular component: membrane. Gene Ontology annotation, biological process: transmembrane transport; carbohydrate transport. The coding region runs from base 1 to 1557 and encodes 518 amino acids. The transcript is spliced from 8 exons. The record is from RefSeq and is a predicted model, not a curated record.